Molecule: messenger RNA, 562 nt
Organism: Acanthoscelides obtectus
Lineage: Eukaryota; Metazoa; Arthropoda; Insecta; Coleoptera; Chrysomelidae
Source: the annotation of a GenBank genome assembly
AUGACAGAUGACAGACUGUUUGGGAGGGGCAUAGUAGAAAGAAGGUUUUUGAAGAAGAAAAAAGAACCUACAACUGAAGUAGCAAGUACAUCAGCCGUUAGUUCUUCCGAGAAUACAGAUAGUAUGACUUCGUCUGAAGAAAUUCCUAGCACGCCUCAGGUGGAGAAAAAGAGGAAAAAACACUACAAACAAAAAUUUAGAUCAGAGUGGAUACGAAUCUAUCCUUGGUUAGAAGAAAAAAAACAACAAUCAUUCUGUAAAGCUUGCUCAAGAUUUAUUGCUGGAGGUUUUAAACAUUUAGGACGACAUGCAUCAUCCCAGACUCAUGAAAAAAAAACAUCAUAAAAGCAAAAAAGACACCAACCAUUGAAAAUUACUGUGAAAAUAAUGAUGUUUUAAAGAGUGUAUGUAGAGCAGAAUUGAAACUAACUAUGUUUAUCCAUGAGCACAAUCUGCCAUUUAUCCUUAUGGAUCAUUUAAUAUUAUUACUAUCUGUCAUAUGUCCCGAUUCUACAAUCGCAAAAGAACUAAAAUGUGCUAGGACAAAGGCGACAAAUGUUAC